This is a messenger RNA of Didymosphaeria variabile, 1035 nucleotides long. RefSeq lists its product as uncharacterized. Gene Ontology annotation, cellular component: cytoplasm. The record is from RefSeq and is a predicted model, not a curated record. Bases 1 to 1035 code for a protein of 344 amino acids. The transcript is spliced from 2 exons. Lineage: Eukaryota; Fungi; Ascomycota; Dothideomycetes; Pleosporales; Didymosphaeriaceae.
AUGGCUACUAAAUUCCCACAGCGCAAGAUCGGAGAGGAUAGUGUGUCUGCGCAAGGGCUCGGAUGUAUGGGCAUGACGUUUGCGUACACGUCGUUUGGAGGCUACGACGACAGCGAGUCGCUCGAGGUUCUAACCCGCGCUGCCGACUUGGGCAUCACCUUCUGGGAUACCAGCGACAUCUAUGGCCCCCACACAAACGAAAAGCUCCUCGGAAAAUGGUUCGCCCAAACCGGUCGCCGCAGCGAGAUCUUCCUCGCCACAAAAUUCGCAAACCACAUCGAUGAAAACGGCAACCACGCCGUCCGCGGUGACAGAGAGUAUGUAAAGCAGGCUUGUAAAGCUAGUCUGGAGCGCCUGGGCGUCGAGCACAUAGAUUUGUACUACCAGCACCGCGUCGACACGACAGUCCCCAUCGAAGAGACCGUGUCCGCAAUGGCAGAGCUCAAAAAAGAAGGGAAAAUCCGGUAUCUAGGCCUAUCAGAGUGCUCAGCUUCGACGCUGCGUCGCGCGCACAAAGUGCACCCCAUAGCCGCCGCGCAGAUGGAGUACUCGCCGUUCGCGCUGGAAAUCGAGAGCGAGCAGACGGACUUCUUGAAGACGGCGAGGGAGCUGGGGGUCAAGAUCGUGGCGUAUUCCCCGCUGGGACGAGGCUUUUUAACUAACACGAUCAAAACCCGGGACGAUAUCGAUCCGUCUGAUAACCGGGCGAAGCACCCGCGCUUCAGCGCAGAGCAUUUCGACGAUAAUCUCAAGCUCGUGCAGGCGCUGGCGGGUAUUGCAAAGGAGAAGGGGUGUACGGCGGGGCAGCUUUCGCUGGCGUGGGUAGCUGCUCAGGGGGAGGAUGUUAUUCCUAUUCCGGGGACGAAGCGCGUGAAGUAUUUGGAGGAAAAUGCUAGGGCCGCGGAGAUUACGCUGUCGGGCGAGGAGCAGCGGAGGAUUCGUGGGGCUAUUGAGAGUGUGGGGGGGAGUAAGGGCGCGAGGUAUCCGCCUGCUAUGAUGGCGAGGUGUUUUGGGGACAGUCCGGAAGUGUCUUGA